AUGGAGAAUGGAGAGAUUGAAGAUUCGCAGAUUACAUCAUCAAGUGGAAGGAUCGAAGCAUCAAAUGGACGUUUGAAUGCCUUCAACACCUACUGGUCGGCAAAUUCUGCAGAUAGGAACCAAUGGAUUCAAGUUUGUUUCCUCGAAUCAGUAGCUUUCACAGCAAUUGCCACUCAAGGUGAUGGUGUAAUUCCGUCAUCGUCGGUGUCGUCAUAUGCUGUAUCUUAUAGUUUUGACGGAGAAACCUUUCAGAAUUACACAGUUAAUGGCACUCGAGAAGUAAGAUGAUGUACCUGCAGAGCAGUUUUUAAUUUGCAGCGCGAUGACAAAAAAUCUUAUGCUCAAACAAACUUUUGGCACCAAAUGCGUAGAUAUAUUUUUCUUCCAAAAAAAACAAAGAAAUUUAUUGCAGUGAAAAGCUCUAGCAGUACGUGAGUUUAGUCAGUUUGUAUGACAGUUAUGUUUGCCUGCAACUUUAAUACUCUUUUAACGUCUUUCUCUAAAGGUGUUCACCGGAAAUACUGACAGCGAUACGGUUGUGACGAAUACACUGACGCCAUCGAUAACUGCCCGCUGUAUCCGGAUACAUCCACAAACAUGGAACAGCAACAUAGGGAUGAGAAUUGAACUUUAUGGCUGCG
Paramuricea clavata is the source of this 641-nucleotide messenger RNA. Lineage: Eukaryota; Metazoa; Cnidaria; Anthozoa; Malacalcyonacea; Plexauridae. The record is from the annotation of a GenBank genome assembly.